Molecule: messenger RNA, 2183 nt
Organism: Gaeumannomyces tritici R3-111a-1
Lineage: Eukaryota; Fungi; Ascomycota; Sordariomycetes; Magnaporthales; Magnaporthaceae
Exons: 3
Coding region: 170-1864 (564 amino acids)
Biological process (GO): proteolysis
Molecular function (GO): dipeptidyl-peptidase activity; serine-type exopeptidase activity
Source: RefSeq, a predicted model, not a curated record
GCCUCCAGCGGUCUGCGCUUCCACACAGACAUUUCUCGCCGGCCAAACGGUCUUGGGUCUCGACUCGCACGACUCUGUGUUGGGUCUGCAAGAAUUGCGCGGCCAUCGGCGAGGCACCGUGGGGUUUGUGAGUACUUCAUCACGCCGCGACGACAGUGACACAGCUACAAUGCUCACCCGCUGGCUCGCUCGCUUCGCCCUCUCCGCCUCAGUAGCCGGAGACGUCUGCGCUGCCAUACGCACGAGCCACGGCAUCUCCGACUACAGGCGGGAGCGGUGGGCGAGGGACGACGCUCGAGCGGCGGCUGCUGGGCCCCCAUCGCUGGAGGAUCGCUAUCCUGCACGCAGCAUUUCAGUCCCCAUAGACCAUUUCCACAAUGAGUCGUCAUACGCACCACAUUCGGACGAAUUCUUCCAGCUUCGCUACUGGUUCGACGCGUCCUACUACCGCGAUGGAGGCCCCAUCAUCGUCCUGCUCGGCGGCGAGACCAGCGGCGCGGAUCGCCUGCCCUUUAUGGAAAAGGGUAUCCUGGCCAAGCUCGCCGAGGCGACGGGAGGGGUGAGUGUUAUUCUCGAGCACCGCUACUAUGGUGAAAGCUUCCCUGUGCCGGACCUUAGCAUCUCGAACCUCCGGUUUUUGACCACCGACCAGGCUCUUGCCGACACGGCUUUCUUCGCGCGCAAUGUCAUUUUUGAAGGGUUCGAGGACCGUGACCUGACAUCUGGCAACACGCCUUACUUUACCUACGGUGGCUCCUAUGCCGGCGCAUUUGCGGCCUUCCUGCGGAAGCUGUAUCCCGAGGAUUACUGGGGAGCCAUUUCGUCGUCGGGCGUUACCCUGGCGGUUGCCGAUUACUGGCAGUAUUACGAAGCCCAGCGCCUUUUCGCGCCGCCGGACUGCGUGGUCACGAUACAAAAGUUGACUCACGUCGUGGACAACAUCGUUACUGGCAGCAACAAGUUCACUGGUAGCGCCCGGCUGCGGGACGCUUUUGGUCUCCCCAAUGUGACCUACCUCCCUGAUUUCGUCAACGUCCUCGCCAACGGCAUUAAGGGUUGGCAAGAGCUGAACUGGGACCUGGCCGUUAGCAAUCCGGACGUUUAUCAGUUUUGCAACAAUAUAACCUCGGAUACACUGGUAUACCCGCAAACCGAGCGCUUGACACCGGCCGUCCGACGGCUUCUUGAGGAGGGAGGAUAUGGGGAUGAAGUCGACCGGUUGGCACCCCGCAUGCUGAACUACAUUGGCUUCGUCAACCUGACCGAGGUGGCCCCCUGCGCUCGUCGAGGACAGACCCAGGAGUCCUGUUUUGGUAACCGCAACCUCGGUGACUACAAAGACGACGACAUCACACAGACGUGGCGGUCUUGGGAGUACCAGGUCUGCACUCAAUGGGGGUACUUUUUGACGGGCGCGAGCGUCCCCCAAACGCAGCUGCCGCUUGUCUCUCGUCUGCUGGACAUCGACUACCUCGGCUUCGCCUGCGAGCACGCCUUCAACAUCACCAAGCCCCCGGAUGUCGAGUCUAUCAACAAGCACGGCGGCCUCAACUUUAGCUACCCGCGCGUGGCGCUCAUCGACGGCGAGGCGGACCCCUGGCUGUGGGCCGGCACACACGCUCCCGAGGCGCCGGCGCGGACUUCGACGGCGUCGGAGCCGUUCAUCCUCAUCAAGGGCAAGGCUGUGCACCACUGGGACGAGAACGGGCUGCUCGCGAACGAGACCACGGCAGAGCUGCCGCCCCGCCAGAUUGUCGAGGUGCAGCGGCGCGAGAUGGAGAUUGUGAGGGAGUGGAUGAAGGAGUGGCACGCGCACAAGAAGGAUGUUUCUCCAGAAAAACAUGUCAUGUUUGCUCAGCUCUAGGAAGCAAGCCGGAUUCGGGGGACGCUUGGGCGUUUCUGUGCCGCUAUCCCACGCCGCUUGGCCUCACAGCAGUGACACGAAGGCGGCGGUGGUGACACGCCCUCAUGGGUUGGUGAGCGCGACGCGGGCAUCUCUUCCGUCAGGUUGUGCAAGCCUUCGGAUGGAACGGCAAACACGGCACUCCUGGUACGUAGUAUAUGUAAUGACGUAUCAAACAUGGUGCAUUGGCAUGUUGAAUGCUGCUCAAUACUCGCAGCAUCGGCCAUGGCGACCCUCGCGUCCGCCACAAUCGCUCUCGUCUGAUCUUGGGUGUUUGCUC